AUGAGAUACUUUCUUAACUGUUUCCUUUUCUCUACAUGCUUUGCGCAGGCCGCGAGCAAAGUCUACACAGGCUUCAACUAUGGCGCUUUCUGGAGCGUGGAAGCCAACGCCAAAAAGAAGGCAGACUUUCUUGACGGGUUCAACUUGGCGAGGAAUCUUACCACCGAUAUACCCUUCGAUAGCGCGCGCCUGUUCACUUGCAAAGCCGCCGGUACUCUCGAUGAGCCCACCGAGGCCUUCGAUGCUGCAGUCGACUCCAAGACCAACCUGCUACUAGGAUUCUGGAUAACGCCAGGUCAGAAAGGCGCCUCGCCCGACGAGAAUGUCAAAAAUGAAAUGGUCGCACUCACAAAAGGGUUCAAGAAGCAUGGUCAAGCUCUUUCCGAUCUUGUUAUUGGGCUCUCUAUCGGUAGCGAGGACGUGUACCGUGCGGAGGAGGCUGGCGAGAUAGGUGUUACUGCAGCCGUGGUUGGGCAAACUAUCGCCCAAGUCAAGAAAGAUAUCGCUGCCUCGUCAUUCGCUCGGUAUAUGAAGGAUAAGCCAGUCGGUCAUGUUGAUACAGCCAAGCAUGCCGUGGUGGAUAAUGCAGACUUCAUCGGCAUGACUGCAUACCCCUACUGGAACAAAGACAGCAUUGAAACAGCAAGUACAAGCUUCCAAGGCUCUCUCGAGCAAGUCAAGCAGCGUGCAGGUGACAGACAUGUCUGGAUCGCUGAAAUGGGCUGGCCUUCUACUGACACAGAACAACAUGGCGCUGCAGUUGCUGGUUUAGAAGAAGUCCAGAAGUUUUGGACUGAUGUCGGCUGUGCUGUGUUUGGAAAAUACACUACGUUCUAUUUCGAGUUACUCAAAGACACUGCAUCAGAGCAGAAGGCUGAUUGGAGUAUCAUUGACUCGAUUUCUCGACAGUCACGGAUCAAGAAUAUGAGCUGUGGCAACCCACAGCCCAAGCUCCCUGUUGGUGCUUCAGGUAGCUCACAAGCAUCAUCUCAACCUGUUGCAUCGGCUCUUCCAAAGACGACUAUUUCUGGUUCGCCGACUACCCCAAACGCCACAACUGUGGUAUCGUCUUCUAAGACUCCGCCGAUCGGAUCAACACAAAUUCAGGCUGCGACAGGGGCUAUGACCGUCACCGUGAAGACCACAGCAACGACUGUCGUCUACUCCAAUACUACAGCAAUUGCUGCUCUGAGAUAUUUACCCCUAGACGUCGAGUGGUGCGUCACAGUCGCCGACAUGGACCAGAAUGGCAAACCUGUUCCCGUCGUGGCCGGACCUGCUGGGCCAGACGGAGAAUGUGUUCCACCUCCAACUUAUCAAGGAUACCCAUACGUAACAGCACGAUCAACAGCAAAGCCGUCCGAGAUAUCCAUGCGAACAGACUGGUGCGUUACCGUGGCUGAUAUCGACCGGAAUGGUCGCCCUGUACCUGUUGAUGCCGGACCCGCUGGAGUGGAUGGCGAGUGCAGUGUUCCACCGACGUAUAGCGGUAUACCUGCGAUUGCUACUUUGAUUAGUGACUCAAAGGCUCCCGAGCCGUCAAAGGGGCCGCUUCUGCCAACUUCUUUGGCGGUAAAAUUUUCUUUGCUUUCGAGCAUCAAGGCGUCAGCAAGCCCUAUUGCACCUUUGGCAAGCGCUAUUACUCCGUUACCUGUGUUAUCGGGAAAGUCGCAGUGUAAUCGCCGCGAGCGUCGAUCUGAGGUGCUGCCUGUGUCAAACUCCACAGCAAUGGUCCUGGUAUCCACCACUGCAUCUGCAUCGGUUCCGCCAUCAUCUCCGCAUUCUUUUACUUUGAUCAGAGUACCUUCUGGUCCUUUCGACGCAACACUUUCGGAGUUUAAUUUCGCUACCCCAACUGCUGUACCGGAGGCCAAAACGGCGAUUGGAGGUGGGGAUAGAGUGGUAAUCAGACGGAAUUGGUUCAAAGACACUUUCGAAAAGGUCACGUCGUGGUAG
Molecule: messenger RNA, 1956 nt
Organism: Alternaria atra
Lineage: Eukaryota; Fungi; Ascomycota; Dothideomycetes; Pleosporales; Pleosporaceae
Exons: 3
Coding region: 1-1956 (651 amino acids)
Biological process (GO): cell wall organization
Cellular component (GO): extracellular region; cell surface; fungal-type cell wall
Molecular function (GO): 1,3-beta-glucanosyltransferase activity; glucan endo-1,3-beta-D-glucosidase activity
Source: RefSeq, a predicted model, not a curated record